AUGGACCUGACCUUGUGGCAGUACCAGUUCAGGAUCAUCAUGCUGGGAGACUCCACAGUGGGAAAAUCCUCUCUCCUAAAGCGCUUCACUGAAAACUUGUUCCUGGAGUCCAUCAACCAGACAGUGGGUGUAGACUUCUACGUUCACUUCCUGGAGGUAGAGCCGGGCGUGCGUGUGAAGCUGCAGUUUUGGGACACAGCAGGACAGGAGAGGUUCAGGUCAGGAUAAAACCACUUUCUGAUAUGAACACUGAGGUAUCCUUGUCUUCUACACUGGUGCCAGUCAUUGCUUAACACCUCCCUGAAUGCAAAUCCGUACGCGCCUAGCCUCGCCAAUGCUAUUUCAUGCUUAUUUAAGACAGAAGUACAAAUACAAGCCAAGCUCUUGUGAUGAAAAUAAAGGGAUGACUUACAUACAAGCAUCAACAUACUAAACAAAUAGACUACCUCUGGUUAUUUUAUUCACACUGUGCUGUUCAGCAGUGUUUACUUAAGCAAAGAUUGUCAGUCCACCCUCACAAGACAAGUGUGUAAAGAGAUGCAGAAAGUGGAAAAGACAGAUCUUUGGGAAAGGCACUAUUCUUUCUGCUCAGCAACUUCCAUGAAAACAACUCUGCGUAACUCACUUCACUCUGACUCUAAAUUCAUUAUUUCCGUUCUCCAGUUGAAUGAAGCGUAACAAAUUGCAAACUGUGCCUGUUUGUGUGUACCGCCUCUCUCCACCAUAUCUGUAGCCAGCUAAUCCCACAUGAGUCAGCGAAAAAAGCCCAGCCAAAUCAGGUUCAUUUUCAUGCAGAAGUGUUCGAAUGGAGAAGUAACUUUUCAACCAGCCGGCUGCAAGGGAAGGGCAUAUAAGUGAGUCUUUGCUUUGGUUAAAACAUUCAGUGACUCAUGGAGAAACUACGUGACUCUUGACAGCUUCAUGAUUAGGGUGAGAGAAAUGCGUGUUUGUUAUCAAGUUUCUUAAAAUAAAACAGACUCCUUGUCAAUCUGCUUAUCUGAAAAAGAUCACCUCAAACAGAGUUUAAAAUCAGCUGAUUAUUUACUCACUAGAACAGGAAGGACUAAGAAGAAAAGUCUGAACUCUGCACAACCUUUUGAAGGUUUUUUUUUUGGUGCAUUGAAACUCAAACUUUCUCCGUCCGUCUUCAUUAUGUUUCUUCUCUUCCUGCAGGUCAGUGACCCGUUCCUAUUACCGCAACUCAGUCGGAGGCCUGCUGGUGUUCGACAUGACCAACCGAGCCUCCUUCGACCAUAUUAAAGAGUGGUAUGCUGAGGUGUGCGAGCGAGUGCAGCCCUACAGGGUUGUGUUCAUCCUGGUGGGCCAAAAGAGUGACAUGGACACUGAAGGGGGGAGGGUGGUGAGUCGGGAAGAGGCUGAGAAACUGGCCGGACAGCUGGGGGUGCCCUACGCUGAGGUGUCCGCCAAAACAGGCCAGAAUGUGAAGGAGGCCUUCGAGCUGCUCACCCGGCGGGUCUACCAGGCUCUGAUGAGCGGAGAGGUGGAACUGCAGGAGGGCUGGGAUGGAGUUAAAUGUGCUGCACGACACUCUCUGCAGGCACAAAGGGCCAGCCUGGCACAGUCGGCCCCAGGGAACAACAAGAAGUGCUGUGAAAAACUCUGA
This is a messenger RNA of Xyrichtys novacula (pearly razorfish), 1624 nucleotides long. The record is from the annotation of a GenBank genome assembly. Lineage: Eukaryota; Metazoa; Chordata; Actinopteri; Labriformes; Labridae.